This is a messenger RNA of Mollisia scopiformis, 865 nucleotides long. RefSeq names its product alpha/beta-hydrolase. NCBI's taxonomy places the organism in Eukaryota, Fungi, Ascomycota, Leotiomycetes, Helotiales, Mollisiaceae. The coding region runs from base 101 to 865 and encodes 254 amino acids. The record is from RefSeq and is a predicted model, not a curated record. The transcript has a single exon.
CUAUAUUCUCACUACACACUCAUCUCUCUUCCUUUCAAUCACCUCUUCAAAACAGAUAUCCUACCUUAUAUAUUUCCAACUUCUAACUUCCAACUCCACCAUGUCAUCCGAACCCUCAAACACAGCCAUAAUCCUCAUCCCAGGAUCCUUCUCCCCACCCUCAUUCUUCCACAAAAUCGUCCCUCUCCUCUCCUCCCGCGGCUACCUCCCUCUCCCCACCGCCCUCCAAUCAGCCGGCUCGCGUCCCCAAGGCCCCGCCACAUUCGCCGACGACGUCGCCUACAUCAAAUCCACCAUCCAAAAGCUAGUCGAUGAAGGAAAAGACGUCGUUCUAGCAAUGAACUCCUACGGCGGCUUCCCAGGAACAGAAGCCACGCAAAGCCUAAGCAAGAAAGAGAGACAAAGCCAAGGUCUGAAAGGAGGUGUAAUCGCUUUAGUCUACCUCGCAAGUUUCCUACCAGGCGUAGGCGAGAGUCUGCGCGAGAACAUGGGAGACGAUCUCCCGGACUCGAUCAAGAAUGCCGGGGACUACAUGACGAUGAACUACGAGGAGGAUUGGAAGAACAUCUUCAACGAUCUGCCGGAGGAGCAGGCGCGGUAUUAUAUGAAUCAGAUGCCGGUUCAUUCCACUGUUAGUUUGUCGGGAAAGUUUUCGUAUCCGGGAUAUUUGUAUAUUCCGACGACGUACUUUUUGACGGAGAAGGACAAGAUCAUAUCGCCGGAGAAUCAGGAGGCGAUGGUUGAGAAGGUGAGGGGGUUGGGGGGUGAGGUGAGGGUUGUGAGGUCAAAGGCCGGGCAUGUGCCGAUGUUGAGUGCUCCGGAGGAGGUUGUCGAGGUUAUUGUCGGAGCUGCUAAGGGGCAAUAG